AUGGGUAUCCCCAAGUUCUUCCGCUUCAUGUCGGAGCGCUACCCGCUCAUCAGUCAGCUCAUCGAGGAGAACAAAAUCCCCGAGUUCGACAACCUUUACCUCGACAUGAACGGCAUCAUCCACAACUGCUCCCACCCCAACGACAACGAUGCCUCCUUCCGCAUCACAGAGACACAAAUCUUUUUAGCAGUAUUCGCCUAUAUAGAGCAUCUCUUCCACAAGAUCAAGCCCAAAAAGGUCUUCUUCCUCGCCGUCGACGGCGUCGCCCCACGCGCAAAGAUGAACCAGCAGCGUUCCCGUCGUUUCCGUACCGCAAAGGAGGCAAAGGAGAUCAAGGAAAAAGCCGAACGUCGCGGCGAGAUCCUCCCCGACGAGGAAGCCUUCGACUCCAACUGCAUCACCCCAGGCACCCCCUUCAUGGCAAAGCUCUCCCAGCAGCUCGAGUACUUCAUCGCAAAGAAGAUCACCGAGGACGCAGACUGGCGCAACGUACAGGUCAUCCUCUCCGGCCAUGACGUGCCCGGUGAGGGCGAGCACAAGAUCAUGGAGUACAUCCGCCUGUGCAAGGCCCAGCCCGGCUACAACCCCAACGUCCGCCACUGCCUCUACGGCCUCGACGCCGACCUCAUCAUGCUCGGCCUCCUCAGCCACGACCCCCACUUCUGCCUCCUCCGUGAAGAGGUCCAGUUCGGCCCCCGUCGCAAGUCCAAGGGCAGCCUCGAGUCCCAGAACUUCUUCCUCCUCCACCUCUCCCUCUUCCGCGAGUACCUCGACCUCGAGUUCCAAGACCUCCGCUCCUCCCUCCCCUUCCCUUACGAAUUCGAACGCAUCAUCGACGAUUUCAUCCUCCUCAACAUCUUUGUCGGAAACGACUUCUUGCCCCACCUCCCCGGCCUCCACAUCAACGAAGGCGCAAUGGAUCUCCUCUUCAGCAUCUACAAGCAGAUCCUCCCCGUCGCAGGCGGCUACCUCAACGAGAGCGGCCAUCUCCGCACCGACCGCCUCGAGCUCGUCCUCGCGGAGCUCUGCAACUUUGAGAUGGAGCAGUUCGAACGCGAUUACGGCGACACCGCCAACCACAAGGCAAAGGUCUCCAAGAAGAAGAAGGCCAUCACCCAGGCAAAGGCAAAGGGCGGCCUCGUCCUCACAAAGCCCCAGCGCCAACUCUUUGACAACGUACAUGCCUUUGUCAUGGCUCGUCGCCACGACCCCGCCGGCGCUCCCACCGAGCUCAUGGUCCCCGCCGACCUGCCCAACAAGGACAAGCGCUUCCUCGAAGACCUCGCUUCCAGCCUCAAGCUCCGCGCUUCCUUCAACAAGGUCGACCCCGCCUCCAACAAGCCUGCCAUCACCCUCUCCUUCCCCGCCAUCGCCAUCGACGACGACGACAGCGACAACGGCCCCUCGGACGAGGACGCCGACUCGGACCAAUCCUCCGACGACGACGACUCCACCUCCUCCGCGGCCGAGGCCGCCGCCGCACCCUCCAAGCACAAGGGCGCAAAGUCAGAGGCAGACGCCGCCGUCGACCGCGUCCUCGGCCGUUACCUCAAGGCAAAGGUAGACACCGCCAGCGACGACGACGUCGACCCCGAAGAGGACUACAGGAAGCGCCUCGACGCUCAGAUGACCGAGUGGAAAAAGGACUACUACAAGAGCAAGCUCGAGUUCGACUACUCCAAUGACGACGCCAUGUCCAAGCUCGCUUUCCGAUACAUCGAGGGUCUCCAGUGGGUCCUCCACUACUACUACGACGGCGUCGCCUCCUGGGGCUGGUUCUACGACUACCACUACGCUCCCAAGAUCUCCGACCUCAAGAACGUCGGCCAGAUGAAGUUCGAAUUCGACCUCGGCAAGCCCUUCCGACCCUUCGACCAGCUCAUGGGCGUCCUUCCCGCUCUCAGUAGCCAGCACAUCCCCGCCGCCUUCCGCGACCUCAUGACCGACCCCACCUCGCCCAUCAUCGACUUUUACCCGUCCAACUUUGAAGCCGACUUGAACGGCAAGAAGCAGGACUGGGAGGCCGUCGUAAAGAUCCCCUUCAUCGACGAGAAGAGACUCCUCGAGGCGCUCGACAAGCGUGAGGUCUACCUCGGCAUCGAGGAGCGCAAGCGCAACGGCUUCGGCCACAGCCGCGAGUUCACCUACAACGAGGACGGUGAGCUCUUCUUCCCCUCCAGCCUUCCCGGCACCUUCCCCGAUCUGGUGCACUGCCGCGCCGUCGUCAAGAACUUCAACCUGCCCACCCUCGACGGCCUCCACCUCGUCAAGGGCCUUACCAAGGGCGUCGAGCUGGGUGUCCGUGCGCUUGCCGGAUUCCCCAGUCUCAAGACACUUCCCCACUACGGCCGUCUGGGUCACCACGGUGUCAACAUCUUCCAGUCGGACUCCAAGGGCGUCAGCAUGGUCGUCACCAUCGAGAAUGCGUACGAAGACGCAAAGACCGAGGCCAUCGCCAAUGCCAUGAUCGGCAAGCGCGCCUUCUUGAACUGGCCUUUCCUCACCGAAGGUCUCGUCGUCGGUGUAUCCGACUCUCUCUUCCGAUACGAGAUGGGCAUCGUCGGCGGUCAGCAAAAGGUGAUUGCCACCCCUCACCAGUCCGCCACGCUCAGCGACUUCCAGCGAAAGGCCGAACGCGCCGAGUAUCAAUACAGCAAGCGCAUGGGUGUUCUUAUCGGCGACGUCGACGUGCUCGUCCACAUCCGCCCGCUCAAGGGCCUCAAGCGUCUCGAUGACGGCGCCUUCAUCAAGGACUACGAGGAGACCUCCAAGAAGGAGAUCGACCAGGCCGUUCAGGUCACCGUGACCAAUGUCGUGCACGACGACGCUCGAUUCCUCGAGUCGCCCGCCAAGCCCAUCCGUGAGGAGUACCCCGACAAGACCAAGGUCUUCUUCCUGGGCGCCAACGCCUACGGUACUCCUGCGCACGUUGUCGGCAGCACCGACGCCUCGCUCGCCAUCGAGGUGGCCUUCUUCCCCAACCAGGCCAAGGAGAAUGCGCAUCUGCGCAACCUCGUCGCCUCGCGCGCCCGCGUGCAGUACAUGCCGUCGUACCACGUGGCCAAGAAGUGCGGCAUCACCUCGCUCGCGCUCGCCAAGCUCACGUCGAGCAUGAUGCUGGCAUGGAAAGACCAGAAGGUCAACGUCGGCCUCAGCCUCAAAUUCGAGGGCAAGGGCGAAAAGGUGCUCGGCUACUCGCGCAAGUCGGCCAACGGCUGGGAGUUUUCGGACAAGACGCUCGAGCUGGUCAAGGAGUACGUGCAGACGUUCCCCGAGAUUGCGACGAUGCUCAGCCACAGGUCGGGCGUCGAUGUGACGCGUGCGACGCAGAUCUGGGACGAGUCGCAGGUGGACGAAAAGAUGGCCGAACUCAAGGCUUGGAUCAAAGCCAAGGGCGUGCGCGAUCUCGAGACCGUGCCGCUGUAUGCCGAGCAGCUAUCCAAGGACACGGUGCAGCAGAUCGAAGCGUUCACGUCUCGACUCGUCGACACGCGUACUGCGAUCGGCGCCGCGAGCCAGGUGAAGCGCGUCUUCAUCAAGGGCAUCCCGCGCACGGCGCUGCUCAAACCCAACCACGCGCCCUUCCGUCUACAGGCGCAGAGGUUCGAGUUGGGCGACCGUGUGAUCAUGGUGCAGGACUCGGGCAACGUGCCGCUCUCGGCGCGCGGUGUCGUUGUGAGCAUCAACAGCAACUCGCUCGAGGUCGUUUUCGACGUGCCCUUCCUCAGUGGCACCACGCUUGGCGACAGGUGCGCACCGUACAAGGGCGCCACUAUUUCGUUUGUGAGCGUGCUCAACCUCACGCAGCCGCAGUUUGUGUGUGCCGGUACGAGCGGUGAUGGCGACACGAGUGCGUCGGUAGGCAGCGCGCUCGAGCGUACUCUUGGCCCCAUUGGUGGCACGGGCUCUGCGCAGAGCAACGGCAGAGGCAACGGUGCGCACGGCUAUGGCGCUGGUUCAGGCGCUUACCGUCCCCCGAAUGCCUUUACGCCCAGCGAGGCGCAGAACGGCAAGGGCAGGGAAGGCAGCACGCAGAUUCUGCAGAGGCCUCAGCAGCGACACGCGCCCGUGCAGCAGGACGUCGCCUUCUCGGGCGUGGCCAGCGGAAAGCAGAGGCCGACCAAGGCGGCCGCAGCGUCCGGCAGCCAGGUCAACGAGAUUAACCCGAUCAUGGCGGCGCUCGGCAUUCGACCUCCCGCUGCGAAUGGCCACGGUCAGGGUGGUGCAUCCAGAGGCGCGCCGCGUGGUGGCGCUCGACCGCCCGCGGGUGCAGCUCGCCCCCUACCGGCCACCAACGGGCCCCAGGUGGCUGCGCAGGCCAGUGCCAAUGCUGGCCGCGGUCGCGGUGGACGCGGUGGAGCCGGUGCCAACGGACGCGGCCGUGGUGGUGCGCCCCGAGGCGGCCGUGGCGGUCGUGGCGGCGCUGCGGCUGCGCCCUAG
Molecule: messenger RNA, 4440 nt
Organism: Moesziomyces antarcticus
Lineage: Eukaryota; Fungi; Basidiomycota; Ustilaginomycetes; Ustilaginales; Ustilaginaceae
Product: 5'-3' exoribonuclease
Exons: 1
Coding region: 1-4440 (1479 amino acids)
Biological process (GO): rRNA catabolic process; nuclear-transcribed mRNA catabolic process
Cellular component (GO): nucleus
Molecular function (GO): RNA binding; 5'-3' RNA exonuclease activity
Source: RefSeq, a predicted model, not a curated record